This is a messenger RNA of Sporothrix schenckii 1099-18, 2793 nucleotides long. RefSeq names its product beta-glucosidase. Lineage: Eukaryota; Fungi; Ascomycota; Sordariomycetes; Ophiostomatales; Ophiostomataceae. Bases 1 to 2793 code for a protein of 930 amino acids. Gene Ontology annotation, molecular function: beta-glucosidase activity. Gene Ontology annotation, biological process: glucan catabolic process. The transcript has 4 exons. The record is from RefSeq and is a predicted model, not a curated record.
AUGCCUGCCAUGCAGCCACCUAUCGCUGGGGAGAUCGAUUCCGAGAGCAUCAUCGAGUCCAUCACUUCGCCCAUGACCAGUGGCGGUCCCAGUAUUACGCCAGAUACAGAGAUCUCGCCGCCAAAUAGUCCCUUCACGCCCAGCGGGCACCUGAACAAUGCUCGUCAAACAGCCCGGAAGAAGCUGGAAACCCUGACGUUGGACGAGAAGGCAUGCAACCCCCAACAAAAUAUUUUUGAUUUUAUUUUCCAUUAUUUUGUAUCUCUUCUCACUGCUGCUGACUUUUGGCGUACAAAGUCGAUCCCAGCCAAGGGAAUCCCCUCUGCCAAGACCACGGAUGGCCCGAACGGCGCCCGUGGCGGCAUUUUCGUCGGCGGGACCAAGGCUGCUCUGUUCCCAUGCGGCAUUUCACUGGCAGCAACGUGGAACAAGGACAUUUUGUACAGAGUUGGCCAGCACCUGGGUGACGAGACAAAGGCUAGAUCCGCCAACAUCUUGCUGGCGCCGACCGUGUGUCUGCAUCGUCACCCCCUCGGUGGCCGAAAUUUCGAAUCGUUCUCCGAGGAUCCGUUGUUGACGGGAAAGCUGGCUUCCCAGUACAUUCGCGGCCUGCAGCAAAGAGGAGUGGCCGCUGCCAUCAAGCGUAGGUUGCACUCGAACGAACCGGUCGUGAGUAUUUUAACUUACACUGCUAACUUUGUGCAAACAGACUUUGUCGCCAAUGAGCAGGAAACGGAGCGCAACAAUGUCAAUUCUGUGGUGUCGGAGCGUGCUCUGCGUGAGCUCUACCUUCGUCCCUUUGAGAUUGCGGUUCGCGAGGCCUCACCUUGGGCUGUCAUGUCUUCAUACAACUUAAUUAAUGGUGCUCAUGCUGAUAUGAACCGUCACACUUUGGGUGAUAUUCUUCGCGGCGAAUGGGGAUUUGACGGGACGGUAAUCUCCGAUUGGGAUGGCGUGAACUCCACUGCCGAGUCCAUCAAGGCCGGCUGCGACAUCGAGUUCCCGUUCUCAAUCAAGUGGCGUUUUCAAAAGGUGCUUAAGGCGAUUGAGGACGGCAGUCUCACUGUUGCCGACGUAGACCGGGCCGCCGAAAAUGCACUUACUCUUAUCACCCGCGUCAAGGGCGACGAUAUGUCGGAGGAAGCCCCCGAACGGGAAGAUGAUCGCGCAGAGACGCGCGAGCUAAUUCGCGAAGCCGGUGUGCAGGGCCUUACACUGCUCAAGAACGAGACGUCGAUUUUGCCCAUUGAUCAGCGUACCACCAAGCUGGCCGUCAUCGGGCCCAACGCCAACCGAGCCAUCGCUGGUGGUGGCGGCAGCGCCAGCCUCAACCCCUACUACACGACCAUCCCGCUCGAGAGCAUCCGCCGUGCCGUGAAGGAGGCUGGGGGCCAAAACGAGGUGGCAUAUGCUGUCGGGUGUCACACGAACAAGUGGCUGCCGGUAGCCUCGCCGUUCUGCAGCAACCGCGAUGGAUCGCAGGGCGUCACCAUCGACUGGUUCAGCGGCGACAAAUUCGAAGGCAGCCCCGUGGUGACUGAAAAGCGCAAAAAUACCGACCUGUUCCUUUGGGAUUCGGCGCCCGUGUCCCGUGUCGGCCCACAUUGGUCGGCCAUUGCGACGACGUAUCUGACGCCGAUAUCGACGGGCAAACACACCAUUAGCUUCAUGAGUGUCGGACCCGGUCGACUCUACGUGGACGGAAAGGAAGUGAUGGACCUGUGGGACUGGACCGAGGAGGGCGAGGCCAUGUUCGACGGUUCGAUCGACUACCUUGUCGAUGUGGACAUGCAGGCUGGCCAGGCUGUGGAGCUGAAGGUCCGGAUGACCAACGAGCUGCGGCCGAUCAGCAAACAGAAGAAAACCGGCGCCACGCACAAAUACGGCGGCUGCCGCAUCGGCUUCAAGGAGCAGGACCAGGUUGACUACGUACAAGAAGCCGUGGACGCGGCCCGUGCCGCCGAUGUUGCUGUCGUCAUUGUUGGCAUUGAUGCCGAGUGGGAGUCGGAAGGUUAUGACCGGCAGACGAUGGACCUCCCCGUCGACCGCAACCAAGACCGGCUCAUUGAGGCUGUGCUCGCCGCCAACCCCAAUACCGUUGUAGUCAACCAGUCCGGCUCGCCGGUGGCGAUGCCGUGGGCUGACAAGGUCCCGACAAUCUUGCAGGCCUGGUACCAAGGACAGGAAGCCAGCAAUGCGCUGGCAGAUGUUCUCUUUGGCAAGAAGAAUCCCAGCGGAAAGCUGCCGUGCACAUUCCCGCGGAAGCUGGAAGACGCCCCGGCGUACCACAACUGGCCCGGUGAGAACCUCGAGGUCAUCUACGGCGAGGGCCUGUACAUUGGCUACCGCCACUACGAGCGUGCCAAGAUCGCACCGCUCUUCCCUUUUGGCCACGGCCUGUCAUACACCCAGUUCGAGUACGGCCGUCCGUCGAUCAACAAGAAGGUGCUGUCUCCCGAGUCCGGCAGCACGGUCGAGAUCACCCUCGCCAUCAGCAACAUUGGCGACGUCGAGGGUGCUGAGACUGUCCAGGUGUACGUGCACGACGAGAAGUCGCGCCUCGCGCGGCCUGAGAAGGAGCUCGUGGCUUUUGAGAAGGUGUCCCUGGAGCCCGGCGAGACCCAACACAUUACCCUGUCUCUGGACAAGCACGCCGUGGGCUACUACGACACGGCGAUCGGUCAGUGGAUUGCCGAGGAGGGCCGUUUCAACGUGCUCAUCGGCGCGUCGUCGGCGGACAUCCGGCGCAGCAUCUCGUUUUCUGUGGAGGAGUCGUUCACGUGGGUGUUCUAG